This is a messenger RNA of Bombus pascuorum, 2339 nucleotides long. RefSeq lists its product as uncharacterized. The transcript is spliced from 5 exons. The record is from RefSeq and is a predicted model, not a curated record. The coding region runs from base 954 to 2204 and encodes 416 amino acids. NCBI's taxonomy places the organism in Eukaryota, Metazoa, Arthropoda, Insecta, Hymenoptera, Apidae.
AUUUCGUGAGUGAUGAAUUUUACACGGGCCCACACGCACAUGGGACGAAUAACAAUCGAAUUGUAAAGGCGCAUCGACCUAGUUGAAUUCUCUGUUUUCACUUUCGAAUACCUAUAAUCCUUUGGCAUUCAAAAUUGCUCCACUUUAUUCAUUAAUCUUCGAUCACUGCUUUUAAACGAGUACGUUGAUGACAAAUUUUUUUUUUCAAUUAUAUUUUAUACGAUAAAUUCAUUUCUCAAACGUACAAAUAAAAAUUCUUGUGAUCAAAGUGGCUAAUAUCCCUAUAGAAAAAAGAAAUAUAUAAAUAAAAGUAAUUAAAGAAAAAGAAAUUUUCACGUUCAUAGAUAUUAUUCAAUUCAUACUAUACAAAUAUUCAGAUAAAUUAUUAUUUAAAUGAGUAUCUUAAUAUUCUUCAUUAAUUAUAAAAAACUCAAAUUAUGACAAAACCAAAUUUUGUAUAGUUACAAACUUACCAGAUUGAUUUAUGCUACAUACUUCUAUCAUCUAGAAAAUUACCACGUUGUAUACAUUAAACUAUUUUUACAAAUCCUUAGCCAAGAAGUAAUCUUUCUCAACAAUUAACUACAUGAAGUCAAUCAAGAGCAACGAAUUUUCAGAAUAAUUAAGUGCUCUUAAUGACCAAUAUGAUAUUGCGAAAUGGUGAAAUUAACGAUCGUGUCAUAGGGACAGGGUGAUGCAUAACUGUCAGUUCCUAUGAGGGAGCAGGUUUCUCGAAGAUUGAACACGUGGAGGAGUAAAGUAGAUCGACCCAGUUUUGGUCAACUUUGAGCCUUUGUUCGUAUGGGAGGGGUAAGGCAAUGAUGGUUUUGUGAGAAGGGGUCCCCUUUACGACCACGUCCAUAUAAGCAACGUCUGCUGCCACAGAUGGGACAGUCUUGCACCUUACACCCCUUCGCUUAUUCGCACGCCGUUUCAUUUUUGGGCGAUCAAGGAUGAAGUUUGGAGUUCUCUUCACAGUGGCAGCCGCCCUGUUGCAGGGUAGCUAUAGUAGUUUUGUAUCCAUUAGGAUGCCUUACUUGAAUCCAGCAGGGGUAACUUACAUAAAUAAUAUCGGACAAGAGGCACAGCUUGCAUAUAGUGUUCCCGCUAAAGUUGAAGCCGAACACAUUGGAUAUGCCGCUGCCCAAGUGCCAGCAGUGGCUGCUGUACCAUACGUCAAACACGUGCCAACUGUCUCUCAUGUGCCAGUCACGAAAAUUGAGGCACAACCUGCUCUCCUGGAAAAACAAUUAGACGUCGUUAAACCGGCUGUUUCUACUCGAAAAUUCGAAGUACGCCGCCCAGCAAUCCAGAAGCAAUUCUUCGACAUUGAAGAACGCGUAGUCGUUCGUCCAGCUGGUUCAGCAGUAGUCGAGCUUGAUCAACCGACCUCCAAGACUCAGAAAGGACCAGCUGUGAUUCAACCUCUGUUCCAACACUUCUCAGGUCUCCAAGCAUCUCCAUCUCUUCCUUCUCUUCCAUCUCUUCCAUCUCUGCCAUCUCUGCCAUCGCUGCCAUCUCUGCCAUCUCUGCCAUCUCUACCAUCUUUGUCAUCUCCUGUAGAAUCUUCUACUCCAUCCUCCUCCGGCGAUGACGAAACUGUUGUGGUUGAAAAUCCUGACUUCCGCAGACUCGGUCCUCAAAGCCAGGCUGGUGCACCUACAGCUCAAACAAGAACUAACUUGAACGGUGGUGCACAAUCGAACGAACCAUUCGUUGCACAUGAUCCUUCACCAAGCGUUGUGGUUAGCCCCAAAUCUUCCCCUGAAGAGGACAAGGAGAACCAGAAUAGACUGAUUGACUUGCUCACUGCCCGUGGUAACGUUGCUGAGGUUGGCUUUGGCCGCUAUUCCUCCCUCUCCCAAUCCGCAGCCGGUGACGCUGGCCAGGUUCGGGGACGUGUAAUCUCUGCUACUCCAGCUCCGGAAUACGCAGAACCAGCUGACGAACGCGUCUCUACGCGACGUGUUGUUGUCAGCAGACCGAUUGAAACUCUCCAAGAAGUGAAUGUCGUGGAACCAGCGACUAAAAUCGAGAGAGUGUCCGUCCAACAGCCAACUUACAUAAAAACAGCGCGCCUCGAUCAUGUUCAGGUUCACAGCUCUGUACCGGUGGUCGGAAAAGCUUUUGCACCAACGAUUGCCCAUGCUGCUGUUCCGGUUUAUCAGAAAACCAUCUCGCCAGCUUAUGAAUAUUACCAUUGAAUCGCUUGACAACUUGUGAUCUUAGUUCCCUAACGUUCUAAAACAGGAUUCAAUGUUAAAAAUAGUGUACGAGUAAUAUUGAAUAUUUUAAUACUACAUAAUAUAUUGGAUUUUUACAUGCAGAUGAUUAGGUAA